Molecule: messenger RNA, 330 nt
Organism: Hydatigera taeniaeformis
Lineage: Eukaryota; Metazoa; Platyhelminthes; Cestoda; Cyclophyllidea; Taeniidae
Source: the annotation of a GenBank genome assembly
AUGCGUUCUUCGCACUUCCUCUCUCUCUCUCCAUCACCCACUCCCUCCCUAUCCAGUCCUCAACCGCCAAUUCGAUUCCUUUCCGCCCACGCUCACACCACCACAGUCCCUCCCAUUCACCAAUCACUUCGGCACAUAUAUGCUCUGCUCUCCUAUAAGGCGCUCAUGCACCACCCACUUCCCACAUCCACUUCCCCUCGACGUGGUCACACCACCUUUGGUAGCUCUCCACCACUCGCAAAUGCCAACAGCAGUCUCCGACUCACUGGCCAACUCAAUGACACCAAUGCUACCGACGCCACCAAAUCCACUUGCAAGCACGAAGACUGA